AAUUCGAGCGGCGGCGAUACGAAAUACACAGAAAGCAAUUCUUGCAGUUCUAGCCUUUGACAACAACCAUGGCACUGAGCUUUAUAGGAAAACCAAUUUCUCUCAUAUCCCACUCUGAUGUGCGGUAUCGAGGAAUACUGGCGGGUAUUGACCCCGCUGCUUCCACGAUCCAACUCUCAAAUGUGUUUUCUAUGGGUACAGAGUCGAGAAGGCCACCCUCAGAAUUCAUUCCUCCCGUCCAAGAACCAUACCAAUACAUAAUUUUCCGCGCGUCUGAGGUCAAAGAUCUUGCAGUUGAUGAACCAGCUACUCCGAGUCUUCGUAGUGUUCACGACGAUCCUGCGGUGCUGGGGGCGUCUGCUCCAGGAACUCAACCCCAGUACGGUGCAUACGGUCCUCAAUACCAACAGCCUGUCGUAGCCCAGCCUCCACCGCCACAAGCUCAGGCUCCUGCCUAUCCUCAGCCUGUGCCAGUGCAAGAUGCGCCAGCUCCCCCGACGGUCCCUGUCGUGCAAACGACUGAUGCACCAGGUCCUAGCACUGGCCCGAGUCGCGUCAGUUCGGUACACACUGCUGCUGCAUCAAUGGAAACAGUUCAGCGCGCUUUAGGAGACUUGCGUGGAUCCGGAAAUACGGCGCCCCCGCAUGGAGGUCGUGGUGGCCGACGUGGUGGUCAUCACGGUCAUGGUGGAGAGACAAAAGAUAUCAAAGUCCCUGCGACGGAUUUCGAUUUCCAGAGCUCGAACGCCCGGUUCGACAAGACGGCAGUUGCACCAAAGAAGAAGGAUAGCGAUAAUGAGAAUGGCGUUCCCUCCGACCGUGACUCGCCGACGGACAAAAAGGAUGAGAAAGACGAUGUGGCCUAUAACCCAACGAAAUCAUUUUUCGAUUCUUUAUCGUCUUCAACUCAAGCUGCUCCGCCACCAACACGAGGCACCGGUGGACGGCGAGGUGGUGGAGGCAGAAAUCGUAGGGAGGAAGAAAGAGAGCGCAACGUGGCUACAUUUGGUGAGCCUGGGGGCGUAGGACUGAUGGGCCCGGGCGCUUAUGUCGGAGGUUGGGGUGGAUAUGGACGACGAGGGGGACGUCCAAGGGGGCGUGGUGCGCCUCCUGUCGGGGGCCGUUAGCUUCGCAUAAUUUUUACUUGCACCAGUCGUCUGUUCAUCUUUGCUGUUUCAGGCUAGUAAUCACCAGUAUCAGUACGGAACCCAUACUCGAUUCGUGUCGGCGCUAUGUACCCUCUAAAGGGGUUCGCAUGUACUUUCGCUAAUACGUCAUGCAACAAUUCAUCUCGUUGCAGAAUUCGGGCUUGCAAGAUUUUCUUGUCCCAGACUCCCAAUUUCAAGAGUCAACUUACAUUCUAACAAAUG
Suillus plorans is the source of this 1370-nucleotide messenger RNA. Its product is annotated as Scd6-like Sm domain-containing protein. The transcript has 5 exons. Gene Ontology annotation, molecular function: RNA binding. The coding region runs from base 69 to 1127 and encodes 352 amino acids. The record is from RefSeq and is a predicted model, not a curated record. NCBI's taxonomy places the organism in Eukaryota, Fungi, Basidiomycota, Agaricomycetes, Boletales, Suillaceae.